Notothenia coriiceps (black rockcod) is the source of this 1031-nucleotide messenger RNA. It is a transcript of the gene gnl1, whose product is annotated as guanine nucleotide binding protein-like 1. Gene Ontology annotation, molecular function: GTPase activity. Bases 126 to 1031 code for a protein of 301 amino acids. The record is from RefSeq and is a predicted model, not a curated record. The transcript is spliced from 8 exons. Lineage: Eukaryota; Metazoa; Chordata; Actinopteri; Perciformes; Nototheniidae.
UGAAAAGUGUAGGAGUCGAGAAACUUCAUCCAUGUAAAUAACGUCAAGAAGAAAGCUGUGUGACACGCUGUAGAUAGCAAUUCGCAGUACAUAGCUAUAUUUAUUUACCAGCUUACUUUAUAAAUAUGCCCCGGAAAAAGCCAUUUAGCACCAAACAGAAGAAGAAACAGCUACAAGGCAAACGGGAGAGAAAGAGAGGUGACACAGGUUCAGGGCCGAGCAGCCGCAAUGCCAGUCUGGAGCGAGGAGAGCGACAGUCAGACACCUCGGACAGCGAAACCACUGAUGUGAGGAAAAUAAAUCAGCAGCCCUUCGCCAGGGAAGGCAGAUAUGACCCCAACAGGUUCCGACUUCACUUUGAGAAAGAGAGUAAAGAAGAAGUGGAAAAGAGGAAAAAGGUGGCCAGGGAGAAGGUGCUGAAGCUACUCUCAGGGAAAGAGGAUGAGAUCAGCAUCGACGACGUCUUCCCUCCAGAGAAAGGUCUUGGUUUCCCACGACGACCGCCCUGGAGUUAUGAGAUGACACGAGAGAACCUGCUGAAGAGAGAGGAGAAGUCGUACCGAGAACACCUGGAUGACCUGCACUCCAGAAACCCCGAGGGCUCUCUCAGCCACUUUGAGCACAACCUGGAGACAUGGAGGCAGUUGUGGCGAGUGUUGGAGAUGUCAGACGUCAUCCUGCUAAUCGUGGACAUCAGGCACCCGGUGCUGCAGUUCCCUCCGUCCCUGUACAACUACAUCACAGGAGAGCUGGGGAAGCAGGUGAUCCUGGUGCUGAACAAAGCCGACCUGUGUCCUCCCCCACUGGUGAUCGCCUGGAAACACUACAUGACCUCCCAGUUCCCCCACCUGCAGAUCGUCUGCUUCACCUCCCACCCAGGAGAGGCCUACAGCACAGUGCUCCAGAAGAAGCGGAUGAGGAAGAAGGCUGACUGGAGUCACGCUGGAGGACCUUUAGAUAUCCUGAAGGCCUGCCAGGAGAUCACAGCGGGGAAAGGCUGCUACCUAUCUUCACCCAUGUCUAAUUAUUAG